AGGCAGUUGUAGUCGGUGGUAAUCGUUACGGCCGUAGAAUUUUAAGCAUUUAGGCAUAUUCUCUCACUAUUUACAAGAAAAUAGGAAUCAAAAAUGCAGUCAGAUCGUGCCUUUCAUAACUUCCAUUGGCCUGACAUUGGAUUUACUACGAAUUCCAAACAGGACGAUGUCAUGCUCUAUAAGGUACCAAAACCAGAGACAAAAAGGUUAAAUCCAAAAAGGCGAAAGAAAGCAAGAGAAAAAGCUCGCAUAGAGAAAUUGAAGCAAUACACAGGUUAUUCUUCCAGUUUUGUCAGUGCUGGUCAAACUUUGGAUGGAGGAUAUAGCUACUCUGGAGAACAAACUGAAAUGCCAGAGAAUGAAGACAACAGCUUAAAUAUCAGCCAUCAAGAGGUGGAAAAUAGUUCUAAUCCUGAUGGAAAUCAAGCAGAAGUCUCAAACCCAUCAACAGUACGGGAAGAGAUUCAGAAAAAUGCAGAUGCUAGCAGCAAUGUCCAAGAAAUAAAGGAACCCACAUCUCAAGAGGAUAGACACAUGGCAGCCUUGAUUGUGCGUAUUCUUGCGGACAAUAAUUAUAAGUUGGAUGCAGAGGACUUGCAAGAUAAAGUCAACAUGGAACCAUUUCCCUCUGGUUUCAAUGACACUGAAGCUUUUGUCGAGUUCUUGAAACGUUUUAAAGAUGUAUUUUAUUUCAACAAUUCGGAGACAUCGGUGGUGUCAGUUGAAGUCGGAUUGCUGGUGAAUUUAGAAAUCUGUCUUCCUCACACAGGUGGAUACUGUAAGGGAGAUUGCAAUGAACUUCACCUCUGCAAAUUUUUUGUUUUAAAUGCCUGUGAAAUUUGGAAUUGUAAAUUUGGCCAUGACUACGAGACCCCUCACAAUCAGAGAGUGCUCGAGUCCCACUUCAUGCAGUAUUUGUAUCCCGAACAGGUGAAUUCCUUGCUUAGAGCAUUGGUGAACAGGAAAGGAGUGACCGUACCGGGUAUAUGCCGCUAUUACAAUAGUUCUCUGGGAUGUCGUAACACUGAGACUUGCCCUUAUCUACAUGUUUGCACCUACGUUGCCGAGACUUGUAGAUACUAUCCGUUUUGUAAAUUUUCUCAUAACCUGUUAGAUGUGCAGCCAAGAAGUCUGUUAUGGAAAUACGGCAUCAAUAUGAAUUAUGUCAAGAAAGAAGAUGUUUUCAAAGUCCUUUUGAAAUCAGCUGUUACAGAUAACCAAAAUGCAGAUAACAAGAAAACAAUUAAACAAGUUACAACAGGCCUUGUCAAAAAACCCCUUGGAGAGACAGCAGCCUCCAUAGCCAAGUCUGUAGAAAGCACUUUGCCAUACCAGUGGAAGCCCAUUGGUGAUGAAAAUGCCUCUGGAAACUGGAAUGAGUUUACAACAGAGGAAAGUAGAAUCAUUCAUCUAAAUUUGAUGAAGUAUAAGAAAGCAUAUGAGAGAUACUUGAAAUUCAAAAACUAUUCCACCACUUUUGGAGAGAAAAAGCUGUCAAUAGAUUUCUCAAAGAUGGAAGGUGUUAUUGAAAGUGACUCCACUAGCCAGACUGUUGCUCUGAAAAAGAUGUCUAAAGAAGAGAUAGAACAAAGCAAUCAGAAUUGAGGCACUUGACAGAUCAUCUUGAAGAUUUUUUUUUAAAAUUUAAUUUCAAUAUUUUAUGUAGUUCUGAGAAAGAGAAGAGAAAAAUAAAUAAAGAAAAGACGGAAUUAUAAAAAAGAAAGUAAUUUAUGUUGUCUCAGGAUAGAUUGACCUACAUUGUAAGUUGAUUUACAACUUUUAUUACAUUUUCAACAGUGUA
This is a messenger RNA of Saccostrea echinata, 1801 nucleotides long. RefSeq lists its product as uncharacterized. Bases 94 to 1605 code for a protein of 503 amino acids. Lineage: Eukaryota; Metazoa; Mollusca; Bivalvia; Ostreida; Ostreidae. The transcript is spliced from 3 exons. Gene Ontology annotation, molecular function: metal ion binding. The record is from RefSeq and is a predicted model, not a curated record.